This is a messenger RNA of Tarenaya hassleriana, 1561 nucleotides long. Its product is annotated as L-ascorbate peroxidase S, chloroplastic/mitochondrial. The record is from RefSeq and is a predicted model, not a curated record. Gene Ontology annotation, biological process: hydrogen peroxide catabolic process; cellular response to oxidative stress; response to reactive oxygen species. The coding region runs from base 170 to 1273 and encodes 367 amino acids. Gene Ontology annotation, molecular function: heme binding; peroxidase activity. Lineage: Eukaryota; Viridiplantae; Streptophyta; Magnoliopsida; Brassicales; Cleomaceae. The transcript has 12 exons.
UAAAAUAAUAAUAAAACGUCGUGGUAGUAACGUGGCUUUUGGGGAUACGUUAAGGACGAUAAAUCCCGGGUGCAGGAACAACUUAAACCCCGCUCCCAAACAAGCCCCCUUUUACCCUAGCGACGCGCAUCGCCGUUGAUCUUCUUCCGAAGCCAAGAACAGGGUCCAUAUGGCAGAGCGUGUGUCCGUCACACUUAAUCCCAGCUUCAUUUCACCUCCGACGACGGCCAUGGCUUCUUUCAGCGGCGUCGCUGCUUCUCGCCUCCUUUCCUCCUCAUCUUCCUUCUCCAGAGCCAGACUCGCUUUCUCCGUUUCGUCGUCAUCAUCUUCUUCUUCUGUGUCGUUCGUCAGAUCUCUCGUCUCUUCUCCGAUUGCCUCUCCAUCGCUCUAUCCGAGUAGAUACUCGGUUACUGCGUUGAAUCGGAGCUUUAGUGCCGCCACCACGAAAUGUGCUACUUCGGAUCCUGAUCAGUUGAAGAGUGCUAGAGAAGACAUCAAAGAGCUGCUUAAAACCAAGUUCUGCCAUCCUAUUCUGGUUCGUCUGGGAUGGCAUGAUGCUGGCACAUACAACAAGAACAUCGAGGAGUGGCCUAAGAGAGGUGGAGCUAAUGGGAGUCUUAGGUUUGAAGUAGAGCUUAAGCAUGCUGCCAAUGCAGGUCUUGUGAAUGCCUUAAACCUUAUUCAGCCCAUCAAAGACAAGUACAAUGGGAUUACAUAUGCCGACCUAUUCCAGCUUGCCAGUGCUACUGCUAUAGAGGAAGCGGGAGGCCCCAAAAUACCCAUGAAAUAUGGAAGAGUUGAUGUGUCAGGACCUGAAGAAUGUCCUGAAGAAGGAAGGCUCCCGGAUGCGGGGCCGCCUUCACCAGCGGAUCAUCUCCGCCAGGUUUUCUACAGAAUGGGACUUGAUGAUAAGGAAAUAGUUGCAUUAUCCGGUGCCCACACCUUGGGGAGAUCCAGGCCAGACCGCAGUGGUUGGGGAAAGCCAGUAACUAAGUACACGAAAGAUGGUCCGGGGGCAUCCGGAGGGCAUUCUUGGACUGUACAGUGGUUGAAGUUUGACAAUUCGUACUUCAAGGACAUCAAAGAAAAAAGAGACGAAGAUCUCCUUGUCUUGCCAACUGAUGCUGUGAUCUUUGAAGAUCCUUCAUUCAAGGUAUAUGCUGAGAAGUAUGCUGAAGAUCAAGAUGCAUUUUUCAAAGACUACGCCGAGGCCCAUGCCAAGCUUAGCAAUCUUGGAGCCAAAUUCAACCCUUCAGAGGGUAUUUCUAUCUGAUUACACAUGAGCAGGGGCGAGGCCAAGAGCCGAGACAGGGACUAGGAAAAAGAUCCCAACAGGUUAAAAUAAUACCACCAAAAGGAAAGGAGAUUACAGAAGGGGGAAUUAAUCAGAAAGACGAUUUCAUUUGCUGUUUGACAUAUUUUGAGGUCCAUGAUUUCUUCCGGAUUUUGCGGCUAUAAUUUGAUCGCUGAACUAUGUCGUUUGUGUUGGGCAUUGCCAUGGCUGUUGGUGGUGGGUUGCUUUAUAAACAGACCGAGUUUUUGUUAUAGCUUUAGUUCUUUA